This is a messenger RNA of Physella acuta, 2240 nucleotides long. RefSeq names its product procathepsin L. The record is from RefSeq and is a predicted model, not a curated record. NCBI's taxonomy places the organism in Eukaryota, Metazoa, Mollusca, Gastropoda, Physidae. Gene Ontology annotation, molecular function: cysteine-type peptidase activity. Gene Ontology annotation, biological process: proteolysis.
AGAGUCACAUGACAGCAAUCAUAUGACUGAUUCGGUUUUAGGACAGGUGCAGUAGAUUUCUAUUUUCGAAGAAGUUUAAGACAUUGAAUUAGAAUUACAGUAUAACAUCACGCUCAGCCAGUCAAACCUAGAUUCUUCAACUAAGCCAGAAACAAAAUAGACUUGCCACCAUGCUGAAGUCAGCCCUUGUCUUGUUGUGUGUGGGCUAUGCCAUAGCUGGGCCAACGUACAUGAAGUAUUUUAAGAUAGAACCCUCCAUGAAGGUGGCAGACUUGAAAGCUCCUGCCUACCCUGACCAUGGGGUCAACAAGCUUGGGGACGCUGCUGGGGCCGUGUACAAACUUUCCUAUGCUGACUACCAGGACACAUGGCUCAGUUUUAAGGCCACUCAUGACAAGAAGUACAGCAGUGAGGAGGAAGAGAGGAAGAGAUAUGGCAUCUUUAUGGAGAACAUCAACUUCAUUGAGUCCCACAACUGGAAGUAUCACAACGGCCAUUCCACCUUCUACAUGGAUGUCAACCAGUUCACUGACCUGACCAAUGAAGAAUACAGGCAGCUGAAUGGAUUUUUCAGCAACCGCACCAAGCCCAAUCGCAACUGCAAUGAAUAUCACCCCUCCUCCAAGACAGUGGCAGACAGCAUUGACUGGAGAAGUGAGGGAUAUGUCACACCAAUUAAAAACCAGGGACAAUGUGGCUCCUGCUGGUCCUUUAGCACUACGGGGUCAGUGGAGGGCCAGUGGUUCAAGAAGAGUGGGAGCCUGGCGGUCCUGUCUGAGCAACAGCUGGUGGACUGCUCCAGCCAGUUUGGUGACCAGGGCUGUAACGGGGGACUCAUGGACUACGCCUUUGAGUACAUCAUUAACGCUGGUGGCCUGGAGGCUGAAGAUACCUACCCAUAUGAGGCUGUGGACGACACCUGUCGCUUUGAGAAAGAUAAAGUUGUGGCCACCAUCAGUGCUUGCUCCGAUGUAGUCCCACAAGAGAGUGAAGACGCUUUAAAAAUUGCAGUAGGAAACAUUGGACCUGUGUCUAUUGCUAUUGAUGCCAGUGGCUCAUCAUUCCAGUCUUACAGAGGGGGUGUCUACAACAACCCAGACUGUAGCCAGACACAGUUGGACCAUGGAGUUUUGGCUGUAGGCUAUGGCAGCAAGAAUGGUCAGGACUUCUGGAUUGUCAAAAACAGCUGGGGUACAAGCUGGGGAGAUAAAGGCUACAUCCUGAUGGCCAGAAAUAAAGAUAACCAGUGUGGUAUAGCUACAGCUGCCAGCUUCCCUGUUGUUUAAACAUUCCAUGGUACAAGUGUUUGAUUAUAUUGAUGAGUACAAUAUUUCUUCUCUUGGUACAAGUGUUUGAUUAUAUUGAUGAGUACAAUAUUUCUUCUCAUGGUAGAAAUGUUUGAUCAUAUCAUUAUUUCUAUCUGCUCUGUGUUUUGAAAUCAAGAUUCAGCUGAAGUCAGGUUCUAUUUUGUGCAACUUUUUAGAAUAGUCUGCUGCUUACUGACAUGCUUGAAAAUAACUUUUUUAAAAUUCUCUAAAAUAAAAAUGUACCAAGAAAAUUAAAUCCGUUUUUAUCAGCUUAAAAAUAUCAAUUUUUAAAAAAAUAAUGUCAUUUUCUUCUUUACAGCAAAGAGAUCUGUUUAUAUGCUCAUAAAAAUGUUUUACAUCAAAAUUAUUGUGAUUAUAUUUAAGUAUUCUGAAUACAAACAAUUCAGAAUAGCUUUUGUGUGGAGUGCCUUUGGCACCAACAAGUAGUUUUACAAACUGUGUGUAUAUAAUUUACAUUUAUCACAUUUUCCAUGCCUUGUUCUAAUAAUAUAAUCUCCAGCCUAUGGCACUCAAUGUUUCAAAAAAGAAAGAUCUGCGUGCUUUUUUUUGUGUGGUUUAAGGGUAUUUUUUUAUUUCAAGUCACAAGCCCUGCUUUUUCAUCAAGUUUUUUAUUGCUACGUCUCUGUGCCUUCAGUGGGCUAAGAUUUAUGCAGCUGAGACAAUACAAAAAUGUUUUGACAUCAAUACAACUAGUUCUAAAGCUACCUAUUGUGUUAAAAUGAAGACAUCAAAUAAUAAAAUUGUUUGAUACAAUGUGUUGUAACAUUUUUAGAUAUUUCUUACACAAAUAUUGUUUGUAUUUGAAUCAGUGAGCAUUUCAAUGUGAUGUUCCUGGUUCAGAUAGUUGAGAACUGAGUGUCAUAAUAUUGAUUUGUUACAUGUGUGAGACUGACAAUAAAUAGUGUUAUUCAA